CCGCCUGUUAGACCAACGAAGAAGAAGGAGCACGAAGACGUUGAACGUGUACCAGGCCAGCUGAGCUGGCUGAUGCCAUAACUGUUCAGCAGCACUUGAUUUUCGAUUGUAAAUGAUGGAGAAUGACAUUCUUAUCUCUCUUGAGGACUUAGGGUACCAGGGUCCUGUAUUGGAGGAAGGAGCUCUCGACUCUGCUGUGGCAGGUGGAGCAAGUUCACCUGAGUUUACCAAGCUCAGUGCCUGGAUCGUCUCAGAACUUAGACUAUACUGCAAACUUGAAGAAAAUGUCCACGCCACUAACAGUCCAAGUGAGGCUGAGAGCUUCCAGCUGGAGAUGAGUGGUCUGCUGUCAGAGCUUUCUUGUCCUUACGCCGUCCUGACCAGCGGAGACAUCACCCAGAGAUUCCUCCGCAGAGACGAUUGUCUGCUGCUCCUCUCCUUUUUAGUGUCUGAGCUGGAGGCGUCGAGGAUGAUCCUGGUAAACAAGCCUCAGAAGAAAGCUCAGGAGUCCGGCAGCCCCAUCUUCCAGGAGCUGAAGGGGAUCUGCAUGACGCUGGGCAUGUCCAAGCCUCCAGCCAGCAUCACCAUGUUCCAGUUUUUCACUGGAAUUGAGAAGAAGCUGAAAGAAGCCAUAAGUCGAGUCCCAGAAAACCACGUGGGAGAGCCUUUGCUGAAGAAGCCUCUUGGACCCGUGCACUUGGAAAAAAUCGAGGCCAUCAACCAAGCGUUGGUGAACGAGUAUGAAGUGAGGAGGAAGAUGUUGCUGAAGCGUCUGGAUGUGACAGUACAAUCCUUCGGUUGGUCCGACAAAGCAAAGACACACGGUGAGAAGUUGGGAAAGGUCUACCAGCCACUACGUUCAGCCCUCGGCACCAGGAGUAAAAUCUCUGUCGCUCACCUUCUCGCUGCGAGACAAGAUUUUUCCAAGAUCCUUCGCACCAGCAGCGGCAGGAUCCGAGAGAAGACCGCUUGUGCCAUUAAUAAGGUUCUGAUGGGCCGAGUUCCGGACAGGGGGGGCAGGCCCUGCGAGAUCGAGCCUCCACCUCCAGAGAUGCCCUCCUGGCAGAAGCGUCAGGAUGCUCCCCAAGGUGGAGGACACUACGGUGGGGGGCACGGCGGGAACAGGGGGGGAUAUGAUCACUACUCCCAAAGUGGCCGUGGAGGCUACGAGAGAGGAGGUGGAGGAGGAGGACACGAGGACAGGGGAGGUAGAGGAGGUGGAGGCAGGGGGGGGAAGGGACAGGGAAGCUGGGGAGAUGGAGGAGGAGGAAGAGGAGGUUACAACCAUGGCCAUUAUCAAGACGCAGGAGGUCAUCAUGGGGGAGGAGGGAGAGGAGGAGGAAACCAGCGUGGAGGUUACCAGGAUCCUGGUUACCAUGGAGGAGGUGGCAGUUACCACGACAAUUAUCACCAAGAUGGAGGCUGGCAUCAGGAGAGAAGUGGGGGCCGUGGAGGUCGAGGCAGUAGGGGAAGAGGCAGAGGAGGACAAGGAGGUGGUUGGGGAAGUAGAGGAGGUCAGAAUUUUAAUCAAGCAGGACAGUUUGAACAGUUUUUCCAACAUGGAGGGCAGCAGUUUACACAGGCCGGCUUCAGUCAAGGUAGACACUACACCAGCUGAAGACUCGGGGUCCAGGUCCCCCCUUCUUGUUCAUGGACUGAUGCCUUGUCUGUUUCAGAAGCGUUAUCUGAAACGCUCAGAUAUACAAACACAUUCACUUAGAGUUCAUGAUAGACUGUUAAACGGUUUCAGAUGUGAAACUGGUCUUUCUUUGGCCUCCUCCCCAAGUUCUCCAGCUAGCGUCUCAGCUGUGAUGCUGGCUCGCUUUACUGGAUAUUUCACCUCAUACUGAUACUUUAUCAGCCUUAUUGAAAGUUGUUCCUAAAGCAAGAAAGGUUUAUUACGUGCACGCUGCACGUCAUCGUAGCUUUCUGACAUUUACUGUCAUUCAGUUUGGUGAUUACUUGAAAGCGGUUACUUUUUUUUUUUGUCCAAAGCAUUUGACUGGAUUAUUUCCUUAUUUAAAAGAUGCUGUUUUGUUCUGUUGAUGGAAAAAAUCACACAGAUGUGGAUGUUGGAUGGUUCUCAUGGAUGUGUGGAUGAGCAAUAAAAGAAGUUAAAAUGA
Melanotaenia boesemani (Boeseman's rainbowfish) is the source of this 2123-nucleotide messenger RNA. RefSeq names its product family with sequence similarity 98 member A (gene tslig3a). The record is from RefSeq and is a predicted model, not a curated record. Gene Ontology annotation, cellular component: tRNA-splicing ligase complex. The coding region runs from base 113 to 1618 and encodes 501 amino acids. The transcript has 8 exons. NCBI's taxonomy places the organism in Eukaryota, Metazoa, Chordata, Actinopteri, Atheriniformes, Melanotaeniidae.